CUCUCGUCGUUGCCCCUCCUCAGUCCUCUUCUCCCGCCUUUCUCUUGUCUUUCUUGCAGCCCUAAAUCAGCCGACCGCGUGAACUCUCCUUUGCUUCUCUCUGCAAAAACGGUGCAUACGGCGUCUAAAGUAGCACAAAUAAGUAAUGGCUUCGGAGGUGGAGACGUAUACGGACCCGGUGAACUUGAAGGUGAGAGAGCUCUUGAAGGAGGUUCAUCUUGACUACUCUCCCGAAACUACUAAGUACGUCCACGACGUUGUUUCAUCAAUCAAAGAAGCCAUUGAUCAAAUCCCCGAAAACUUGCAGGUUUUGGCGGAUGUGGCAUCGGGUUUUGUUAGAGACAUUGGUGCAGAUAAAGUCGAAUUCCAGUUCAAGAAGCCAAAAUCUAUUGAGAUUGGUGGUAGUUAUUCUAUACAAUGCAUUGCAAAGCCUGAUGUAAAUAUUGACCUCCUUCUUCGGUUGCCAAAGGAGUGUUUUCACGAGAAAGACUAUCUGAAUCAUCGGUACCAUGCCAAAAGAUGCCUUUAUCUCUGCAUAAUCAAGAAGUAUUUAAAUCUUUCUUCGUCAGUCCAAAAUGUUAGGUGGUCUACUUUCCAAAAUGAGGCUCGAAAACCUAUAUUGGUUGUGUAUCCUGCUGUGAAGCUUUUUGAAAACCCUGGAUUGGUUGUGAGGAUAAUUCCUACAGCAACAUCCCUGUUUAGUGUUGCAAAGUUGAAUUUGGAGCGUAACAAUGUCCGUGCUGUGAAUCAAGGGGAUGUGUUACAAGCUACACCAAAGUACAAUAGUAGCAUACUGGAGGACAUGUUUCUUGAAGAUAACACAGAAUUCAUCAGGAGAACUUUUCUUGAAUGGAAGGAAUUGAGAGAGGCUUUAAUUUUGUUAAAAGUCUGGGCUCGGCAGAGAAGUUCCAUAUAUGCUCAUGAUUGCUUGAAUGGAUCCCUAAUCUCUAUUAUAAUGGCAUACCUGGCAACGAAAUCUGGUGGGAAUCGCAUUAACAAUUCAAUGAAUGCAAUGCAGAUACUUCGUGUCACAUUGGAUUUCAUUGCCAAUUCGAAAUUAUGGGACCAAGGGCUUUUAUUUCAGCCCCAAGGUGGACAUAAUAUUUCAAAGGAGCAAAGGGGGACAUAUUUAUGGUCAUUUCCUAUAGUUAUAAGUGAUCCAUUUGCCGGCUUUAAUUUGGUGUUCCGCAUGACAAAAAAUGGUUUUCAGGAGCUCCGAGGCGAAGCUGCUUUGGCACUUAUUUGCAUUGAUAAAUGUAAAGAUGGUGGAUUUGAUGAGAUUUUUUUGACCAAGAUUGACUUUCCUGCCAAAUAUGACUGUUGCAUAAGAUUGAACUUGAAGGGAAAUGGUGAAGUUUCUGCUUCAGGAUUUUGCUUGGACGAUGAAUGUUGGAGAUCGUAUGAGCAGAAGGUGCUUUCCCUAAUGCAUCGUGGAUUGACAAAGAGGGCAAAGUUCGUGCGUGUCAUCUGGAGGAACACCACUUUGGAUUGCAACUUUGAGAAUGGGUUGGCAAUUUUAGAUAGAGAGCCACUGUUCAUUGGAAUUUUAGUCAGCUCAACAGAGGAAGCUUUUAAAAAGGCUAUCAUGGGUCCUAGUCCUGAGAAUAAAGAUGAGGCACUUGAAUUCCGUAACUUUUGGGGAGAUAUUGCAACCCUUCGGCAGUUUCGAGAUGGUGAAAUUGCUGAAGCCGUAGUAUGGGAGCACAAAGAAUGGGAAAGGCAUCUCAUCAUAAAAGAGAUAAUUGAGCAUAUUCUAUCUCGGCAUCUUUCCCUGUCAGAAGAAAAUAUCUGUACAAUUGUAGAUCAACUUGAUUUUUCUCUUCUCCAUGGCAAUGGAGAUCCUAAGAAUUUACUUGAUGCAUUUGAUGAUCUGUCAAAGCGUUUGCGUCUUCUCAAUGACAUUCCUCUGAAGAUUUCCAGUGUGCAGCCAUUAGACUCGGCUUUCAGGUUGACAUCUGUCUUCACUCCUACACCCCAUCCCCUAGCAUAUGAAAAAGGUGUUGGUCUAAAACUUCAGAAGUUCACUUCAACGUGUAUACAACCCCUCGAAGUUAUGAUCCAGCUGGAAGGUUCCGGGAACUGGCCGAUGGAUGACGUUGCGAUUGAGAAGACCAAAUCUGCAUUUCUUCUCAGAAUUGGUGAAAGUCUCCAGAGCAAUUGGGGGAUGACAUGUAUUGCUACAGAGAAUGAUGUAGAUGUUUUCAUGUCUGGAUAUGCAUUUCGCCUUAAAAUUCUACAUGAAAAGGGCCUGAGCUUAUUGAAAAGGCAAAUUGGAGGUGACCAGGCGAAGCGGGUGUUGUGUACGGACAAACAACUUUUUCUAUGUGGUCAGCAUUCUAGCAUGAUUAAUGGUUUACAUGGCCGUUACUCAAUAUACGGGCCAGUUGUUCGGCUUGCAAAACGUUGGGUUUCUGCACACCUAUUUUCAGCCUCAUUGACAGAUGAGGCUAUUGAGCUGUUGGUUGCUUACCUCUUUCUGAAUCCUUUGCCAUUUUAUGCCCCUUCCUCGCGUAUCAGUGGAUUUCUAAGGUUCUUACGGUUAUUAUCCGAGUAUGACUGGGCCUUUUCUCCUUUAGUUGUUGACAUAAAUGGUGAUUUGACUCCAGGUGACAAAAAAGAGAUCAAUGAAAAGUUCAUGUUGAGUAGAAAAGGUUAUGAAGAAAACAUGCAAAAUGUAAACCCAGCCAUGUUCUUGGCUACUGCUUAUGACCAGACAUCUGAAGCUUGGACCCGAUCAUCACCAACCCAAGCAGAGCUUAGAAGAUUGAUGGCGUAUGCGAGAAGCAGUGUUUCUUUGUUGACCAAACUCAUUUUACAGGACCAGCCCGAUUCUUACAGAUGGGAGUGCAUUUUCCGUACUCCUUUGAACAACUAUGAUGCUGCUAUUCUUCUCCAUAGGGACAAAAUGCCUUAUCCAAGCCAUCUCCUCUUCCCAUCCGAACUCAACCAAGGGAGACGUGUGGUUUGUGGGAAUGCAAGUAAACUUUUCAAUCCCUUCAUGUUACCUGAAGACAUCAAAGGAAGCUUAGAUGAGCUGAAGAAUAAGCUGAUGGUGAACUUUGAUCCUGUUAGGUGUUUUGUUGGUGAUCUUGAGAAAAAGUUUCCCAACAGAUUCAAGGUAUGGUAUGAUUCUUUAGGAGGUGAUGCCAUUGGCCUUACGUGGGAGAAAGCAAUCAAGAAACGGGAACGAGGAGAUACGUGUGAGGAGGAGAAAGAUUUGCUUGAUGCAUUGAAAGCUGUUGGUGAGGUUGGCAAAGGAUUUGUGAGAAGCAUUCAUUUACUCAAGGCCCCAAGGCUAAGUUAACAAAAAUUCAUGUACCAAAAGCCUUAACUUGGAGAAAUUAGUGAAGUUGUAAUCUUAUUUCUUACUUUCUUAUUUGGCAAGUUAUUUGUAGCUUUCAGUCUUAUUUCUCAUUUCCCAUUGUUUAUGUCUGGCCUAACCUCCCAUCCAUUCC
Molecule: messenger RNA, 3455 nt
Organism: Ilex paraguariensis (yerba mate)
Lineage: Eukaryota; Viridiplantae; Streptophyta; Magnoliopsida; Aquifoliales; Aquifoliaceae
Source: the annotation of a GenBank genome assembly